CGGCCCGAACGGCGAAUUUCAAAUGGGCGCUCUCUUUGUUUGUUUUCCCGGACUUUGGGCAAUUCCUUUGAUGUGCCGACGGGCCUUUGGUUCCUUUAUACAACCCACCGACAGUUGAACUCAUUAAUUUUGUCAUUUAUUAUUUUACCUUGCUGUGCCGUGCAUUACAUGCUCUCAUAUACUAAUUCCUCAUAGACCCGCUGGACGUGUUUUUAAAAGAGCUCUGUCAGAAAGCAAUGAGCAAUGUUUGACAUAACAUGCUGAAGUUUUCACCGGAGAGGGCAAGUUAUCGCGGUCGUGUUGGAUUUAUCUAAAAUACUCCUAGAAAAAUCGUACUCGACUGCAGCACAGGCUAUCAUACAUAGAUUACUUUCUCCCGGCUUAACACUCAAGGAUUUCGUCUUAUCUCUACGGAACAAUAAGUCAAAGUUCAAUUUUGUGUGUGGAGCGGCAGAAUGUUCUUCGAUUCCUAGUCAAAACAAACUAGCGCUGGGAACCACUAAUUGUAUCCCAAUGUGGAUGAAUACAAAGGAAGCAGCUAUGGAGUGCCUCAGAUGUGCUUUGCUGACGUUGAUUUUAGUGGGAUUUGUACAAAUGAAAGGAAGCCAGGCAUUAAUUGAUAACUCCUUCAGACUCUCCUCUUCGGAGUCUGCAGCAGCCACCACGAUACGGAUGACAACUUCAUUAUCGUCUGCCUCGCCUGUCCUGCCGGACCCGCGGCUCUCCCACUGGGCUCGUGCCGCGAGUGACUACCUUCGGAGUCUGGACUGCACGGCCGUCACAUUCACCUCGCAGACGGAGUGCCAGAGGCUUCAGACGCUGGACACCAAGCGGAUGAGCGUCUACCUGGCCGGACCUCGUAGCCGGCAGAGGAUGGUCUCGGUGCUACCUGACGGUGGACUGAGCCGAGGACGGAGUCACGAUGCGGUACUGGUGAUUGACCCUCACCCUACGGCCUCCUUCGGACAUCUGGUCGUGGUGUUCUCCUUGGACUUGGACUCGGACUGGGAGGACUGCCGGAGUCGCCUCGGAUGGUACAUAGGUGACGGAGAAUGCAUCCACAUCUUAGAGAAGCGCAGGUGCCGUAACAAGCUCCAUCGCAAGAGCGGUAGGAGGCGCUGUGAAAUCAACUUCCUCCCCCUGGUGCAUCUGGAAGAGGAUAGCAAUAAGGAGCAGCAACUGCGGUGUUUUCCCAACAUUGGAUCUUUCGGGCCGUGUCCGCAGUACCGCACAGACGUCGGAAACUACACGAAUCGAUGCGAGCUGUCUCACAACACGUACAGAUGUGAAAUACCUGUCCAACAUGUCAACUCGAGGUGCAAGUACUACGAGAUAUGCGACCAGGCUGUGUUGGUAUCCGGAGGCUGGAACCGCCAGACAAGUCAACAGCGACACGCACAGAACAUCCGGGGGAUGUACUCCAUGCUGCGGGAGCACGGCUUCAAGAGGCCCAAUAUCAAGACAUUCUUCGCUGAUAGUGGCGAUAUUCUCCUGGAAGAGGAUGAACAUAGCAACCGUAACUCCUACCCAGCAACUCAAAAGGACGCCAUUAGAAACCACAUCAGUACGUUGUGCAGGGUACCCAACUGUGUGGAGACCUUAGUCAUCUACCUUAACAGCCCGACCACCAACGACGGCACCAGUCUAUUGUGGGACACAGACAGCAAUGGAGUGGCAUCGGAAGCAGAGAGCUACUCGACUACGGAACUCCUGCAAGACCUGGAGGAUUGUCGAGCCAAGCGGAUAUACGUCAUCGCCGACCAGAGCUACUCGGGCCUAUUGGCCGAGUCCAUCAUUACGUCAGAGAACCACGGCAACGUGGUGGUGUUUGCCAGCAGUGGAUCCACAGAGUACUCGUGGAACGAUGAGUUGACGUGGCAGUGGAUACAGGCCAACCACACCACGCAGUGUGUGGAUGCCAUAUUUGAGGACUACAUGGACACCAUGUCGUCCCUUCCGUCUAUGGCAGAGGGCGGUUUCAACGCGGCCAACAGCACCGUCUUCGGCGCUCCGUGCGAGACGCUACCGUUCUUCACUCCUCGCGAGAUCAAGACGAACUUCAUGGGUUGCCAGAAUCUGCCCAUGGCCUGGUGGCUGUUCAAGUUUCAGGAGUCCAGAAACGCCAAGUCGUAAGACGACCUGGAGCUUGUCAAUUGUGUAGUCAGUUUGUUGACAAGGUGGACUUUAAAUAAAUAAAUUAAAAAAAAAAGGUCUUCGGUAUGAGGAAUAUUUCAGCUGUAGGCAGGAAAAAGAUAGAACGCGUUUACUGUACAAUGUCAUACAGUCCACCCCGGAUGAUCAUGUUAGAUUUACAUGAAGGAGGCAUAUAGGUUGGUCUUUGAUGACGUCACCAAUUUUUUCGGCCAUCUUGGAUUACAAACACGCGUACACACGUUCGCGAUCUUACAUGUCAUUGCGUGCGAUCACGUCGAAUCGGAUGCCCACUGUUGUUUUUCAUCUUUUUAUUUUGCAAAAUCGGGACCGAUUCGACCUAUCCUGGUAUUUUGUAACUAUAAGUGCAACUAUAAUCACACCAAUAACAAUCAACUGGAAAACCAAUUGCUUUCUUUUCAUCUCCUCAUUAAUUAAUUAGUUAAUUAAUUAAAAAGGGCUGCUUCAAAGCUGCCAUCGAGUACGUGUACAGACAGCCUCCACUGGAAAGCGCUUUGUUAUUUUCACCGAAAUAUUCUUUAUACAGAACUCAAUUUAUUCAACUGUAAUUUAUUGUAAAUAAAGAAAUAAUACUUUUAUUAACCGUUUUAACCUAUGCGACGAUGCUUUAACGCUAAUUAUUGUAAAUCUUGUUUGUCACUGAUUAUAUUGACCCUGGUUUGAAAAUGUAUAAAGAAAGGAAACAUAUAUCAGGGUAAUUGAAAUCUGUACCACGAAUCUCAUUUUUUAAGCGGAAGAUCGCCCAAGAAAAUAUAUUUCUUCCCAAAUACACUGGUCUAACAUUUAAAAAUAGUCCAUAUUUUCCUCAUUUGUAAUAUCAAGGCCAAACUUUGAGAUGUUUCCUGAGUAAUAGUACAAAUAAUGCAGGAUAGGUUUUAUAAGCAUAAUGUGUUAGCCAUUGGGUAUAGCCAUGCGUCUCUUUUGUGAGCAUGCGUACAGGUUUAAGAUUGCAUAAUCAUGGCGGUUCCAAAACAAAAAAACUUGUGUAAUGCAGUGUUCGUUUUUUAUUUUAAACCGUGCAGUGAUCGUCGGUGUUUCUUUAUUUGUAUGAGAAAGGCAACGUUAAGAGGCUUUUCUCAGCUGGCCUACUCAUAUUUUAUUAUUAUUAUAAUUAUUAUUAUUAUUAUUAUUAUUAUUUUUUUUUUGGGGGGGUUGUGUCCGAUAUAUAAUCUUUCAAUCAGAUAUAAUGUAAUUGCAUGCUGCCGAUGUGGUGUAAAUACUAGGUAUUUAGUUAAAUUACAAGUAUGCAGGCGGGAAACAAAUGAUACGUUGUUUCACCAGUAAAUACAUGUACAUGUACAUGUACAUAGGCAUGGAGGGGGAACGUGAUGUAUUUGAGAAACUUUUAGUUUUCGAAUUUUCAAGCCUGAAUUUGUCCCUCGUUCUUUAGGAAUAAUGUCGCCAGGCACAAUUGUGCCCAUAGUACCUCGCGUCGUUCUGACCGUUCAUGUUUUGCAUGAAAUGUGAAACCGAAUGCGUAUUGCAGAGGCAGCAAAUAUCAAAUAUAUUUCCCCGUUUGGUACUAGCUGUAAAUAAUUCGGUGACAGCCCGAUUAUCUGAAGGUUCGAUAAUCCGAAUGGCUCAUUAUUCCGAAAAUAGAACAAGGUUAAAUAAUCAAAUAUAUAUCCCCGUUUUUUACAGCAGCUAGAUCAUUCUUGAUACUUGGAACCUAAUGUUUACAAAAUACAUCCAUGCGUGAACUUCGGCACUUUUGACUGCUCGUUGUACAUAGAUUGCGUAAUAUUCAUUGUACAUACCAAACAAUAAAAGGAUAUCUAUUAUGCUUUGUCAUGUCUAUGUUAACGUGCCUUUAAUGAUUGUAUAUAUAAUGUCCGUGCUUUCGGUACAACCUACUUAAAUUGUAAGGCUGAAUAAAAUAACGUUUCAUGAAUGUACACAA
This is a messenger RNA of Patiria miniata (bat star), 4072 nucleotides long. RefSeq lists its product as uncharacterized. Lineage: Eukaryota; Metazoa; Echinodermata; Asteroidea; Valvatida; Asterinidae. Bases 514 to 2133 code for a protein of 539 amino acids. The transcript is spliced from 7 exons. The record is from RefSeq and is a predicted model, not a curated record.